ACAGGCGGAAGUGACUCAGGGGUCCUUUUCCGUUCACGACGUAGCUUUUCAACCCGGAAGUUGAAUUCGUUCGGUCUGUUAGAUUCAUUCCGUUUGUGUUUGUUCAGUUCAAGUGGAAACAUGCUGUCUAUAUUCAAGUCAAUUCCCACGCACAUGGAUUAUAAAGGUCAGAAGCUGGCUGAACAGAUUUUCCAGGGAAUAAUCCUCAUCUCAGCGGUGAUUGGGUUUGUGUACGGACUGAUCAUCGAACAGUUUGGGUGGACGGUGUACAUAGUCAUGGCUGGAUUUGCCAUCUCUUGCGUGUUGACCCUGCCUCCAUGGCCCAUGUACAGGAAGAAUCCUCUAUCCUGGCAGCCAAUUAUACCAGACCGUGAGACCGAGAGCAGCCAAAAACCUCAGGAAAGCAUCAAGAAGAAGAAGCACAAAUAACUCAGAAACCGUCCCAAUCUGGCUGUUAAUACGUCUUUUUUAUAAUGGAAAUUACUCCCACUUGCCGAAACAUUGGGUACACUGGUGAAACAGAAUUCAUUCUAAUAUAACAGUCUUGCACUAAAUCCCCCAUCAUGACGGUUCUAGCGUUCGGUUUAAGUUGAAACCGCAUCAGAAAGGUGGUGAUUCAACUGUAUGGUCAUUUUGGAGGAAGUUAAAGCUAAAAAGCUGAAGCUAAUAUAUAUAUAUAUAUAUAUAUAUAUGGUGCAGGUCUUUUAUAGAAGAAUGCAUUUGUGUUCACUAGUGUAGCUAAUGAACAGGAUAGUGGGUGUAUGUUACAGUUUGUCUCACAUUUCUAGCAUUUAGCAAAAACAAAUUGUUAGUGUUUGUCAGUCAAAUAAUAAAGAUCUCUCUGUUUCACAA
Messenger RNA from Mugil cephalus (flathead mullet), 852 nucleotides. RefSeq names its product signal peptidase complex subunit 1 (gene spcs1). NCBI's taxonomy places the organism in Eukaryota, Metazoa, Chordata, Actinopteri, Mugiliformes, Mugilidae. The record is from RefSeq and is a predicted model, not a curated record. Gene Ontology annotation, biological process: protein targeting to ER. Gene Ontology annotation, cellular component: signal peptidase complex; endoplasmic reticulum membrane. Bases 121 to 429 code for a protein of 102 amino acids. The transcript is spliced from 4 exons.